AUGGAAGACUGUAUCCUGUGUCGUGUUCCAACUGAGAAUCGGCGAAUUUAUAACUGGACUUCUCGAGAAAGAGACCAUCUUGAUAUUGCUCGUGAUCGAAGAAUUGGUGCAACGGCAGAAAGGACAGAUCGACGUCGUGUUCAAGAAGCAGAUGAGCAAGUUGGCCAAGAGGAUAAUCCACCUGAAAAUCCAGCUUCAAGACCAACAUUAUUGGAUUUGCCGGGUCUUCUUCGCGCACCAAAUACGGCAAAUAGUAUAUUCCAACACUGUAGUGAUGAGUCAGAAUACCCAAGAAUGAAUGAGCUCGACUUGUUUUUAUUCGCCCUCGGCGUAUACCAAUUGAAACAGGCAAAGAACUAUUACGGCGAACACAUUCUUGACAACGAAUCCUUCAGAAUAGAACUCGGUAAUGAUUUGCCUGAUGAACACCUGAGAGAAUUACAGGAGCAGGAAAACGACCUAUGA
Messenger RNA from Diatraea saccharalis (sugarcane borer), 465 nucleotides. The record is from the annotation of a GenBank genome assembly. NCBI's taxonomy places the organism in Eukaryota, Metazoa, Arthropoda, Insecta, Lepidoptera, Crambidae.